UCCCUCUCGCUCGCCGUAGUUCAGAGUACACACACUUUCUCUCAGCUGAGUGUUUGGACGCUGCUGUGCGGAAUAUAAAGAGAACCUGUGGGUGUUGGCAGGUAUAUAAAUGCCAGGCUCUCCGUCUGCAGACUGGUAUUAUGUGGGCGUGGACGUGGGCAGCGGCAGCGUGCGAGCGGCUCUGGUGACUCGGGAUGGGCGUGUUAAAGCCACAGCGGAGGAGUCCAUCACCGUGUGGACGCCCCAACCGGACUAUUACGAACAGUCUUCAGAGGACAUCUGGAGGAAGUGCUGCAACACAGUGAAGAAAGUGACGGAGGGUGUUGAGAAGGAUCGUGUGAGGGGGAUUGGUUUUGAUGCUACGUGCUCAUUGGUGGUUCUGGACCAGAACUUCCAGCCUGUCGCCGUCAAUAAAAAUGGUGUUGAGGAGAGGAACGUGGUGAUGUGGAUGGAUCACAGAGCGCUGGAUCAGGCCUCUCGCAUCACAGCUACUAAACACAGAGUUCUGAACAGCGUGGGGGGAGUCAUGUCUCCUGAAAUGCAGCCUCCCAAAUUACUGUGGCUGAAAGAGAAUCUGAAGCAGAGCUGCUGGAAGGACGCUGCUCACUUCUUUGAUCUUCCUGACUUCCUGUCCUGGAAAUCUACAGGAUCUCUAGUAAGGUCUUUGUGUACGCUGGUUUGUAAGUGGACCUACGCUCCUCCAGAUGGGUGGGAUGAUGGUUUCUGGACCACUAUUGGUCUUGAGGACCUGCUUGAGAACAAUCAUUCCAGAAUUGGAGAGCAGACCUGCUGUCCAGGCUGUCCGGUUGGAGAAGGCCUCACUCCAGAGGCAGCAGCAGAUUUGGGUCUGAAUCCGGGAACAGCAGUGGGGGCGUCGCUGAUUGAUGCCCACGCUGGAGGGCUGGGGGUCAUUGGAGCAGACGUGAGUGGGCACCACCUACCCUGUGAAAACCAACCAAUCACAUGUCGUGCAGCUCUUAUCUGUGGGACAUCCUCGUGUCACAUGGCUGUGAGCCAGAAGCCUCUGUUUGUUCCAGGUGUGUGGGGUCCUUAUCUGUCUGCUAUGGUUCCAGAGCUUUGGCUGAAUGAAGGUGGACAGAGUGCUACUGGAGGACUGAUUGAUCAUGUGGUAAAGGGACAUGCAGCAUUCCCUCAGUUAAAGCAGCAGACAGAGAAAAGAGACGAGCAUGUUUAUUCUUUUUUAAAUCGCUACCUGGAGGAAAUGAGUAAAGACCAGAAGCACCUGGACCAGCUGAGCGCCAGUCUGCACGUGUGGCCUGACUUUCACGGCAACCGCUCCCCUCUCGCUGAUCAGAGCCUGAAGGGCAUGGUUGUCGGACUCUCCUUGUCUCAAACCCUGGAUGAUCUGGCACUUCUUUAUCUGGCUACAGUCCAAGCUAUCGCCCUCGGGACCAGACACAUUCUGAGUGUGAUGAAGGAAGCAGGACAUGACAUCACCACCCUCUUCCUGUGUGGGGGGCUGAGUAAGAACCCCCUGUUUGUGCAGAUUCACGCCAACACCACAGGGUUGCCGGUGGUGUUGGCUGCAGAGAGAGAGGCUGUGUUGGUGGGAGCUGCAGUGUUGGGAGCCUGUGCAUCAGGAGACUGCAGCUCUAUACAGGAAGCCAUGGAGAAAAUGGCCAGAAUUGGAAAAGUCAUUCAGCCCAACCUUGAGCUGGAGAGUUUCUACAGGAGGAAGUAUGCAGUGUUUCUCCGGCUGUAUGAUCAUCAGAGAGAAUACACCGCCCUGAUGUCUGACUGACGGCUGGAGCUCAGGAAGUGGGGGUGCACUCUGGCCUGGCGAGUUUCUGUAAAGCACCGUUAGAACUUCCUCUGUGGCCAAAAGCUCUGAGGAGGUGCCGCCUUAGAUGGACCUGGUUUCACACUGAUGCUGCUGCUGCUGCUGGUGGUUGCUGUGGUGAUGGUGCUGCUGCUGGUGGUGAUGCCAGCGUUUAACAAAACACUGCUGCAGUGAUGUGAAAGAUAAUGACAGUAAUUCAGUUUGAAGUGUGAAUGAAAUAAUAUAAAAUUAACCCAAAUCUUCAUUUUUUAAAACUGUGACAGAUUAAAGCAUUACUGCUACCUAAACCUACAUGUCACAAUAACCAACGUUUGGAUAUGUUGUGGAAAUUAUUGCUCAAAAUAUAAACAAAUAUAUGUUAUUGUCAUUUUUUAAGAUCAGUUCGUAUCACUGAUAUAAGAUGGUAUGGAGAUGAUUUUGAUAAGGCUUUUAGUAAAGUCAGGAUCAGAAUUAAAUAAUUUGUAGUUUUAUUUUAUAUCUAAAAAAAGACAAUAAACAUUGAAAUAUAUGUCUAUAGUCCAUCAUACCAAAGCCUUGUAACUCCAGACUGAGUUCUGUUAAAUUGUGUGAAUAAUUCUCAAUGUGAUAGACACAUAGAAAUCCUUAAAAAUGACCUAAAAUAAAAUAAAUUGUUUUGAACCA
Astyanax mexicanus (Mexican tetra) is the source of this 2443-nucleotide messenger RNA. It is a transcript of the gene fggy, whose product is annotated as FGGY carbohydrate kinase domain containing. NCBI's taxonomy places the organism in Eukaryota, Metazoa, Chordata, Actinopteri, Characiformes, Acestrorhamphidae. Gene Ontology annotation, molecular function: phosphotransferase activity, alcohol group as acceptor; kinase activity. The coding region runs from base 110 to 1762 and encodes 550 amino acids. The transcript is spliced from 16 exons. The record is from RefSeq and is a predicted model, not a curated record. Gene Ontology annotation, biological process: carbohydrate metabolic process.